Molecule: messenger RNA, 1347 nt
Organism: Mesorhabditis spiculigera
Lineage: Eukaryota; Metazoa; Nematoda; Chromadorea; Rhabditida; Rhabditidae
Source: the annotation of a GenBank genome assembly
AUGGUGAUCUACAUUGCUCAAAUCUACGCGGCUGCAAAUCGGCUGACGUCCGCUAUAUUUCCGCUCUCCUAUGAACAUCUCUGGACAAAAUGGCGGAUGGUUAUAAUGACGUUAAUACAAAUUAUAAUACCGUUGAUAAUUGUGAUACCGGUGAACUUCGAUCCAAGCUAUGAUAUACGAUAUGCUAUCGAUUCCGGAAAGAUACGAUUGUUUACAGACGCGCAGAGUACUUUCCUCGUAGCUCUAAUCGAUGGUGCUUCAUCAGUAAUCUCCACUACGUUAUCCAUGGUCUGCUAUGUGAUCACCUGUAUUGGGACGUACCGCCGGGCACACCUGGCUGCGGAAAUUCGUUUACUUGCCUCGUCGCUGCUGGUCUUUGGCAUUUUGGCUUUUAAUAGCCUCUUCCAAGUGGGAACAAUAUUAGCCACGUAUUGUGGUGUGCGAGAGAUGUAUAUGCUGCAGGAUUUGAGCUAUCCGAUAGUAGAUGCUAUAUAUUCCUGUCAACCCUGGGCUAUUCUUAUAUCAUCUUCAAUCGUGCGUCAAACAUUUUUUCGUCACCUUCGUCGGAAGCAAAAUAAGAAUGAUAUUACCAAUUUCUCAGUUCUUAUGAUAUCUAAAGUGAAGAGCACCGAGGCCUGGGGCUACGCGGUGAUACCCCAUGUACCUACUGUUUGCGGUCUUUCAAACGGCGGGGAUCGGUUAGCAAGUGAUAAGCGGAGAACAAUCUCCACACCGUCUUCAAGCCAUGACGAUGGAAAUGACGCCCCAAAGAUUUGCCGAACUCAUGAAGCAUUUCUACGAAGAGGGCUGGAUGCGUGGAAGUGGCGGAGCACUAGCUGCAACCUCUCGAGAUGUACGGAUAUUUUUGUCUAUGCGGCAAAGGAUUUCUCACCAGUUAUACAACCGGGUGGACUGAGGGUGACUUCUUGCCUGCCAUUGUUUGAAGCUAUAAUGAAUUCUUGCGCCGCGGGAUGCGUGAUUCACUCCCAUUCUCUGCAUUCAAAUUUAUUGACGCAAAUUGCAAAGGUGGCUGGGCAAGAUUAUGUUUGUUUUACCGAUCAGGAAUACCUCAAAGGUAUACGAUCCUCCGAGCUGCAGCGUUGCUAUGCAAAUACCGAUCAACUCAAAAUCCCUAUCAUUUCAAACAAACCAACUGAAGAACAAUUAUUGCCCGAACUGAAGCUCACGCUGCAAAAAUCUGGUGCCGCCAUCCCAGCCGUGCUUGUCCAAAACCACGGCCUAUUCGUUUGGGGUCGAACUUGGCAAGAAGCCAAAAUACACGCUGAAUGCCUGGAGUAUCUCUUCGAGUUGGCAAUUGAGGCCAGCAAAGCCGGGAUCAAGAUCUAC